UCUUAUCCACUUCUUCAAGUAGAUUCAAUUUCAACCAAAACAAAAUGUUCAAAUUCGCCGUUGUUAUCUUCGCCCUCAUUGCUUGUGCUGCUGCCAAACCCGGUUUUGUUGCUCCUUUGGCUUAUACUGCUCCCGCUGCUGUUGUAGCUGCUCCCGCUGGUGUUGUUACUGCCACCAGUAGCCAAUUUAUUGCCCGCAACCACAAUGGUAUUGUGUCCACCCCUGUUGUGGCUCCAGUAGCUACCCCUGUUGUUGCCAAGACUGUUGCCUACACCGCUCCUUUGGCUUACUCUGCUCCCGUUGUUGCUAAAUACGCCGCCGCUUACUCUCAUCCUUUGGCCUACUCAGCUCCUUUGACUUAUGCUGCUGCCCCAGCUCCAGUUUUGUUCUAAAAACUGUUUUUGCUGUGUUGUUGAUUUAAUUAG
Molecule: messenger RNA, 425 nt
Organism: Lucilia cuprina (Australian sheep blowfly)
Lineage: Eukaryota; Metazoa; Arthropoda; Insecta; Diptera; Calliphoridae
Product: cuticle protein 12.5-like
Exons: 2
Coding region: 45-392 (115 amino acids)
Source: RefSeq, a predicted model, not a curated record